AUGGCAAUUCUAACUGGCGAUGCCGGCGAAGCGUCUGAGGAUGUACCAAUUCCAAUGUCCGAUGGAAAAAGUCACGAAUUCUAUGUCAGAGGACGCCAUCGCUGCCACCGUAUGCGUGCUACUCAAGGCGUUGUUCUACAGUUAGCCUUAAGCACGUAUACACCAGGCUUACUGCGCAAGCCCCUAAAGUCUGGAUUCUCAUUUGGCAUGGCAACCUUACUUGACGCUGCAGAUUCCCUUAUCGUGGUCAAGCCUUUACUUCAUGAGCCACAUCUAUAA
Messenger RNA from Protopolystoma xenopodis, 279 nucleotides. The record is from the annotation of a GenBank genome assembly. NCBI's taxonomy places the organism in Eukaryota, Metazoa, Platyhelminthes, Monogenea, Polystomatidea, Polystomatidae.